CUGAGGUGCUCGGACGGCAACAGCGCGGAGGCCGCCUCUUCCCUCCGCCGCCGUCUCGGCGCCCGCCCGCUGGCCGCCGGCCAUGGCAGGGGCCGGGGGCGGCGGCUGCCCCGCGGGCGGCAACGACUUGCAGUGGUGCUUCUCGCAGGUCAAGGGGGCCAUCGACGAGGACGUGGCCGAAGCUGACAUCAUCUCAACUGUUGAAUUUAAUUACUCUGGAGAUCUUCUUGCAACAGGAGACAAGGGCGGCAGAGUUGUUAUUUUUCAGCGGGAACAAGAGAAUAAAAGCCGCCCUCAUUCUAGGGGAGAAUAUAAUGUUUACAGUACCUUUCAAAGUCAUGAACCAGAGUUUGAUUAUUUGAAAAGUCUAGAAAUUGAGGAAAAAAUUAAUAAAAUUAGGUGGUUACCACAACAGAAUGCUGCUCAUUUUCUACUCUCUACAAAUGAUAAAACUAUUAAAUUAUGGAAAAUAAGUGAACGGGAUAAAAGAGCAGAAGGUUAUAACUUGAAAGAUGAAGAUGGACGACUUCGAGAUCCAUUUAGAAUUACAGCACUACGGGUCCCAGUAUUGAAGCCCAUGGACCUUAUGGUAGAAGCAAGCCCACGGCGCGUUUUUGCAAACGCUCACACGUAUCAUGUAAAUUCCAUUUCAGUAAAUAGUGACCAUGAAACAUAUCUUUCUGCAGAUGACCUGAGAAUUAAUCUGUGGCAUUUGGAAAUCACAGAUAGAAGUUUUAACAUCGUGGACAUUAAGCCUGCGAACAUGGAGGAGCUGACGGAGGUGAUCACCGCGGCCGAGUUCCACCCGCGCCAGUGUAACGUGUUUGUCUACAGCAGCAGCAAAGGGACCGUCAGACUGUGCGACAUGCGCUCCUCUGCCCUGUGCGACAGGCACUCCAAGUUUUUCGAAGAACCUGAGGAUCCCAGCAGUAGGUCUUUCUUCUCAGAAAUAAUUUCCUCCAUCUCCGAUGUGAAGUUCAGUCAUAGUGGUCGGUACAUGAUGACCCGAGACUACCUGUCGGUAAAGGUGUGGGACCUCAACAUGGAGAGCCGGCCUGUGGAGACCCACCAGGUCCACGAAUACCUUCGAAGCAAGCUUUGUUCUCUGUACGAAAAUGACUGCAUCUUUGACAAGUUUGAGUGCUGCUGGAACGGUUCGGAUAGUGCAAUCAUGACGGGGUCCUACAACAACUUCUUCAGGAUGUUUGAUAGAAAUACACGGAGAGAUGUUACACUGGAAGCUUCCAGAGAGAACAGCAAGCCUCGAGCCAGCUUAAAGCCUCGUAAAGUAUGUACAGGUGGUAAGAGAAAGAAGGACGAGAUUAGUGUGGACAGUCUGGACUUCAAUAAGAAGAUUCUCCACACAGCCUGGCACCCUGCAGAGAAUAUUAUUGCUGUAGCUGCCACCAAUAACUUGUACAUAUUCCAGGACAGAAUCAACUAAGGCAGCGAGCGUGAGGACCGCGUCUUGUCCUGCAUAGUCGAGCCCAGUGGUUUUCUGUCAGAGCAGGGGCGUCCUCCUCUGUGCAGAGCAGCAGUACCUUCCUGCUUCCUCCAUAGACUGGAGUGGGCUACCCUUGCGGAGUCCAUGACGCGUCUGCCUUCAGUGAGGUGAGCCUCGGGUGUCGCUGCUCAAGUGAAAACCCGCUCGAAGCAGAAUUGACAAACAGUGCUUAAUAAAGGCCAUUAGUCAAAAUAAAUGUAUUUAUUUAAAUCUGAGCCUUCCUUUCCAGUUUAUACACCAAAAAAUUAAAUCCAAGAGAAAAGCUUUUGUCAGAUAAAAUCUCUUUUCCCUCCAGCUCUCUUCCCUCCUCCUCCGCCCUCAUACUUGGGCCUUCACGUGCACAUGCCAUGGCGACUGUCUGCCCUCACCUCUGCUUUCCUCUGAGCCCGGGUGGGCACACCGUUGAUGCGCAAAUUUGGCCCGAGCAGGCUCAGGCGGCUUUACUCCCCCACACACCUGUACCUACCAUCACACCUUCUGGUUUACAACCACUUAAAUAAAGCAACACACUAUAAAAAGUGUUUUUAAAUCCAAACGGAAGUAUCGUCUUUUUAUUUGCUUUAAUUGCAUAUAAUGAGAUUAUGCAGAAUUAUGCUUUGGAACAAUUUGGAAGGCUUUUGUCCUUCAUUGGCAGAAUGGUGGCACGUGUGCAGGACUUCACACCCUGAAUGUAGCUAUCCCCAGACUUCUGUGACUUGGUUUUGUUUGUGUAGAAAUAGUACAUGACACACCAGGUAAGGUCAAGAAAAGCCUUAACUAGACCCCGUCUGAGACAGCAACCUGCAAGGAACAGUCACAGAAUUGCUGCUAUAAAGUUAACACCUGGUUUCAAGUACACCUCAAGUUCACUGCCAUUGAAGACUUACAUGCUUUCUUUUUAAAACUUUUUUAGAAGUACUUAGGGGGGAUAUGCUUUUUAAAAAUUGCUAAAAUUAUAUGCAUGCUGAAUUUCAUAUUGCAUUUCAAGCCAGCAGAAUUAAAUCAUUUUAAUUACUAUGUGAUACCACCAGUACCUUAGUGACUUAUUUUAAAAGUAGGAUCUUUGAUAUCAGAAAUCAGGAUUUCACAAAACAAAAAAUAUAGAGCUGUAACAAUACUAAGUGAUUGGAGCUUGCUAUGUGGAAUUUCACAUAUGAACCCAAAUCACUGUGUCCUGCAGAGGGUGAGGUGGGAGAGCCAGGCUCAUACUGUAGCUCUUGAAAUUGGUGUAGUAUGAUUUCUAAUGAUAUAGAUAUGCAAGGACAAAAUGCCUUACCAUUGAUUACCCUGAAUUAAUAUUAACAGAAUGCCACUUAAGUUCAUAUUCAGUUUAAAAAUUGAGAAUCUGAAAGUACAUUUAUUUUAAUUUUAAAAUAAUUCUUAUACUGUAUAUUGGCUGUGACACAAUUUAAAAAUCUGAGAUAUGGGACAGACUUAAGUAUUAGUCAACCCUGGUCCUUAAGAAAGAAGCAGUUCUAGUAAAAUACGAUUGUAUAUAUUUGUUCAGCUAUUUUGACCAAAAAAUUUAAUAAAUUUUAAGUAUUUAACUGGA
Messenger RNA from Diceros bicornis minor, 3035 nucleotides. It is a transcript of the gene PPP2R2D, whose product is annotated as protein phosphatase 2 regulatory subunit Bdelta. The transcript has 10 exons. Bases 83 to 1444 code for a protein of 453 amino acids. Gene Ontology annotation, cellular component: protein phosphatase type 2A complex; cytosol. The record is from RefSeq and is a predicted model, not a curated record. Lineage: Eukaryota; Metazoa; Chordata; Mammalia; Perissodactyla; Rhinocerotidae. Gene Ontology annotation, biological process: peptidyl-serine dephosphorylation. Gene Ontology annotation, molecular function: protein binding; protein phosphatase regulator activity.